Molecule: messenger RNA, 894 nt
Organism: Lotus japonicus
Lineage: Eukaryota; Viridiplantae; Streptophyta; Magnoliopsida; Fabales; Fabaceae
Exons: 4
Coding region: 1-804 (267 amino acids)
Source: RefSeq, a predicted model, not a curated record
AUGGAUCUGUAUGUGUCUUAUCUUGAAACAAAGAGAAUUUUGCUUGACAUUUUUAAGGAAAAGCAGAAGAAAAGUGCUGAAGCUUCUACAAUACCAAGUUUCUACAAGAAGAUUGGAGUGAUAAGAAUCUUGGAAUUUUUUUUGAAAGUGUGCGUUGAAGAGGUACGUGCUGGGAAUAGACCUCACACUCACUUUACAAGAACUGGAUGGGCAAAUAUACAAGCCAAGUUCAACAAUGCCACAAAGUUAGCAUAUGAUUAUAAAAAAUUUAAAAAUAAGUGGGAUCAUUUGAAAGUAGAUUGGGCAUUAUGGACAAAGCUUAAUGCAAUAGAAUCAGGUCUUGGUUGGGAUGCAACUAAGAGAACAGUAGCUGCUAGUGAUGAAUGGUGGGAGGCCAAAAUCAAGGAGAGUCCUGAGGUUGGAAAGUUUAGAGAUGAAGGUCUGAAAUUUUUUCCUGAGAUGGAAAUUUUAUUCAAGGGUGUAGUUGCUACUGGUCUUGCAGCAUAUGCUCCAUCUGAAGAUUCAAGAGACUCUCACGGUCAAAGCAUUAGAGUGGAAGAGUCAUUUGAUGCUGAUAUUGAUGAGGCCGAAACAGAAGAGCAUGGGAUUGAGGUAGAAAUGACAGCGCAACCAUCAUCUUCAAGGGGAAAUGGACAAAGGAAGAGAGGUAGAGAGGGUGAGAAGAAAGUUGGGGCUGCGGCUAACCUCUCUAGUCAAUUGGAACGUGUUAUUAAUAGCUUUGAGUCAAGUGAUCCUGGAUCUAAAAAUGAUCCUGCGACAUAUGUUAGUGUUAUGACUUUAUGAAUUUUGGAUAUGCGAUCUUAUGUGGUCUUGUUUGGAUAUUUUAUGACAUAUGUUAGUGUUAUGACUUUCUGAAUUUUGGAUAUGUGAUCU